AUGAGUUAUUCUCAUUAUUGUCUUCACAACACACAAUUAAAAGAUUACAUUGAAAAGUUUAAAAAUUCAGUUAAUGUAAAAUAUGUAUUAAAUGCUUCACCACUUAGUAUGGGUCUUUUAUGUGAAAUUGAUCCUCCAGAAUGGCAUCCUGCAUCUGAGGAAUUAUGUGAAAUUGUCAAACAAUGUACAAAGAUUGCCAAGGAUAAUAAUCUCAAUAUUUCAAAGUUGGGUAUUGAUUUCUCAUUAGAUUGGGAUAAAGCUGAUGCUACAGUUGUUGGAUUAUCAAAUAUGGAUGAAGUUGAUGACGUGGUUUCAAUUUUUAAUAGAGUUAUGGCUAGGAAGAAUGGUGAAAAAGAUCAUUGUUUAUCUGAUCUGGAGAUUAAGGUUUACGAAAAAAUUAAUCAAUUGCUUUCGCCAUAUCAUAAUUGGGAGUGGGAAUCUCCACCACCACCAUCUAUUACCCUUUGA
This is a messenger RNA of Entrophospora sp. SA101, 468 nucleotides long. Lineage: Eukaryota; Fungi; Glomeromycota; Glomeromycetes; Entrophosporales; Entrophosporaceae. The record is from the annotation of a GenBank genome assembly.